This is a messenger RNA of Arachis duranensis, 953 nucleotides long. RefSeq lists its product as uncharacterized. The transcript is spliced from 3 exons. Lineage: Eukaryota; Viridiplantae; Streptophyta; Magnoliopsida; Fabales; Fabaceae. The record is from RefSeq and is a predicted model, not a curated record. Bases 150 to 707 code for a protein of 185 amino acids.
UUUAUUAGUUUGGGAUCCAGCUUGCUUUUAUAGUAGCAAGUGAAGGAAACAGAACAAAACAGAACAUAACAGAGUGCAUUUUUGCAGAGACGCAGAUACACAAACAGAGAGAGGGAGUAAGAGAAGAACAUAGAUCCACACACUCAUCCAUGGCUUCCAAGCUCGUUCUCAUCAUUGUCUUCGUCUUUGACUUGAUUGCUUUUGGUUUAGCUGUGGCUGCUGAACAGAGAAGAAGCACUGCUAGAGUUGUUCAGGACAAAGAAGUGAACUACAAUUACUGUGUCUAUGACUCAGACAUAGCAACUGGCUAUGGUGUUGGUGCAUUUCUGUUCCUCAUGGUUAGUCAAGUACUCAUAAUGGUGGCGAGUCGAUGCUUCUGUUGUGGGAAGGCUUUAACCCCCAGCGGUUCGAGGGCCUGCGCCAUCAUCCUUUUCAUAAUCUGCUGGGUGUUUUUCUUCAUAGCUGAGGUGUGCUUGUUGGCUGGAUCAGUUGAAAAUGCAUACCACACCAAAUACAGAACCCUCUUUGUGGAGAACCCGCCUUCAUGCGAGACAGUUAGGAAGGGAGUUUUCGCGGCCGGCGCCGCAUUCACCUUCUUCACUGCCAUAGUCUCUGAGUUCUACUACAUCAACUACUCAAGUGCUAGGGACAAGUUCAAUUCAUAUCCUGGUGCUGAAGCUGGUGUGGGCAUGGGAACCUACAAAUGAAAUGAGCCUUUGUAAUUGUUAAAACAACAAAAUUUUCAGCCUUAAAAUUACACAACUUUAGAUGAUGUGACUGUAUGUCUAAACCCUCUUUUGGAUUCUGCAGCAAAUUUCUUUUUUCUUUCUUUUUUCUCUUUCACCUCAUUUUAUUGGAUUAUGACAUUUUGUUGCAUUUAUUUGUAUCUAGUAGUAUAUCGCUUUACUAGAAUAUUAUAUACAUUUACUUGUAUCUUAGUAGAAAUUUUUUUA